Ornithodoros turicata is the source of this 2553-nucleotide messenger RNA. RefSeq names its product neprilysin-2-like. The record is from RefSeq and is a predicted model, not a curated record. Gene Ontology annotation, molecular function: metalloendopeptidase activity. The transcript has a single exon. The coding region runs from base 1 to 2553 and encodes 850 amino acids. Gene Ontology annotation, biological process: protein processing. Gene Ontology annotation, cellular component: plasma membrane. Lineage: Eukaryota; Metazoa; Arthropoda; Arachnida; Ixodida; Argasidae.
AUGGCAUCGUCAACGCAACUGACGCACCACAGUCCUUACUUCGUGGCGGAGCUCCCCUCUCCACCUUAUCCUCCAAAGUCCCCGCCGUACCCGGCUUCCAUUUACCCAACGUACUAUGAGCUUGAACCGUCAUCGUCGGUGCAGCCUCCUUCGAUACAACGUUCAUCAUUUGGACACCAGUACCACCCACAUUUUGAACUGCCGGACACCCCAGACAUUGUGGGCUCCCCCGUUCUUCCAGCGCUUCAAUCAAGUGGAAAAUCCGAAGAGCAGGUAAUUCACUCCAGUGAGCAACCGCUCCAUACCACCGAUGAGACUGAGCUCCAGGCCGAAGGUGCAAGCUCCGACGGCCACAAGGACGUGGCCUGUUGCCCUACGAAUCCAUGCAUCGGUGCGAUACUUGUGGUAACCCUUGUUCUGCUACUGCUUUUGGGAAUGGCCAACUCCCUGUUUCGUGCUGCGGGAGAAGAGUAUCGUGACGGUAGUCUAGGAUUCGAGUCGCAACGACCCCCAGUUCAUUCAAGGUCCGCUCAAGACACGACGAAAAGAUCGACAACAUGUACAUCAGACAUUUGCCUGUGGGAAGGGCAGUAUCUCGACGAUAAUGUAAAUUAUUCUGCAGACCCCUGCGACGACUUUUAUUCGCACGUAUGUUCAGCAAAUUGGUUCGCUGAAGGCGCAAGUCCGUACAUGUCCCGGGCGUCCCAGGCAGUCAUGAACGACCUCUGGGAGUACCUUAGAAGUCAACCCGAUAACGCUUCGUCCAAAUCAUUCGUGCACCACGCCGCUGUCCUUGCCCGAGGUUGCAUGCGAGGGCCACACAAAGACAAGGAAUGGGCGGCUUUCCGCUCAAUCUUCUCCGACCUAGGCAUUCCUAGAUGGCCGUAUCAUAGCGACGAGCCUGAUGCAGAGGCUCACGACAUCGCCAAGGUCGCUGACAAGUUCCUCGGUACAUCGACGUUUGUGACCUUGCUGCUCCGCGAACGACCAUCAGAUCGAGAGCUGGAGCUGCACCUCGACUCACCUCCGAUCUUCCUACGACGAUACGAAGCCAUGUUUCCCGAUGGACACUCGAACACCUACGGAGACUUCGUCUACAAAGUGCUGGCCAAGUGGAGAACGCCAUCCCAUCUGACUCAUGACCUCGCCCACGAAAUAGUACAGCUGGAAGAAAUGAUGUCGCAAGCCGCAGCUUAUUCGAGUCGAAGCGUUCCCAUCGUGCAUGUUACCAGGCCUGUCGUCAAAUUCAAAGCGUUACGAAACUGGGACUGGUUCAUUUACUUGUCCUAUUUUAUUCAAGAAGUGACACCGAGUCUCGCAGUGAGCAACGUAGUUCUUCUCGACCCAAAGUACAUGGAUAAACUUUCCAUCAUCUUAACCAAAGUUCAUAGACGCACACUGAUCAACUACAUCGGCUAUCGUGUGGUCAUCUACAUGUCUCCCCUACUGCCUGUGAACAAAGUUGGUUUUAUGGUGCCACUAAGUCACCAGUACAACGUUGGACGUUCAGGUCGCCUGGAAGCGUGCAUGUUUCUGCUGGAGCGCAUCUGCCCUUUCGGUGUCCGAACUCUAGCCUGGUCGGCAGUUAACAGGAAGGCAGAACCAUUCAUCCAGGAUGAAGGUGGCGUCGUUAGAAAGACUCUGCAAGACCUGGUCCGUUACGAGAUGAAGCGAUGUGCCCUUACUGCACCAUGGCUAACACUGAACGAAUCUCGCGUGGCUGCUUUGAAGAUGGAACGCAUGGAUAUUGAGUUGACGCCUCAAACGGAAGACACGUUCUUUUUGCCGACCGUUCCGGAAGCGGGCCAAUUACUGAUGUCAUACUACAAGUUAUUCCGUUUCAUGCGCACUCAGUAUUGGGCAGCCCGGCAUCUAAUGCAUUUCCCGGAGCCGACGACACCGACUGAGUCUGCCUUUCUUCCAGGUUUUUCGUACGAUCCACAGCGUAACCUGAUAACACUCUCGCCAGCCACCUUCGCUUUCGCCGCUGCAAUUACACGCAGAUUCGAGGCGACGUCGGUUCCUUUCCUGAUAACCCCAUUAGUUCGUGGAAUGUUCUCUGCCAUAGACUUCCGCGGCAGUUCCGUGGACAGUAACGGAGUCAGUCGUAACUGGUGGUCCUCGGCCUCUAAAGGCAAGUUUUUGACUCGAGCCUGGUGCAUUCAGAGCGCAUUCGUUCAAGGUGCCAAGGUGUACGCUAAAGACAAUUUCGACAACUCUCUGUUUCUGGAAGAGAACGUUGCCGACGGGGCCGUGCUCCGACCUCUGCAUAGCAUUUUCCUCAAGUUUACGCACAGAGAAGAGGAAGGGAAUAUUCCCGGACAAAUGCCCGGCUUGACGCGGGACAAGCUCUUUUUCAUAAAUUAUGCUUCGACAUUCUGUGAGCCUGCGCACGAUGCUGUCUACAUUCGUAAUCAGUUCCGAUACAAGACAUUAGCACCUGCUUCGUUGAGGGUGAACGGUCCAUUGAAGCGAUUCGAUAAAUUUUCGGAAGCGUUCGGUUGUGCUUCCGGUUCACCAAUGAAUCCCAAGCACUCCUGUACGUUCUGGUAA